UACAGACAUUGCAUUCCAAAAUGGACGACCCAACUACAAACAGAGCAGAUAAAUCUUUCAAUGUAGAAAGGGAUGCAGCAACACUCCUAGAUCUGAUUGAGAAUGGGAAUCUCUCAGAAAUUGAAGACAUCAGUGAUGAUGAUGAUACAGACAUCAUCCUACCCAAUGUGACAAGCGCUGCUGAGAGGGUCGGUGCUGAAGUUAUUCGACAUAACCAAGAACAACAACUUGAAGAAGAGACGUUUUUGGAGGAAGAAGAAAUACCUAUCAACUAUGAUCACUUCACAACUCCAAGAGAGAGGGUGAAAUGGAGACGAAAGAAAUUCACACAGCCACCAAUGGAGCCAUUUGAGAUUCCAGUGAAGGAUGAUCCAGUUCUCAGAAGUCCUGUUGAGUACUUUAAAAAUUAUUUUACAGAUGAACUUUUUGAAGAAUUUGCAACAUACACUAACAUGUAUGCACUGCAAAACAAUGUGCAGGGCUUUAAGCCUACAAAUUCUAUUGAAAUUAGAGCAUUAUUUGGACUCCAUAUUGCAAUAGGAACAUUGAAGUUUCCAAGAAUAAACUUAUUUUGGGAUAGAUUAUUGGGGAAUCAAGAUAUUUCUUGA
Messenger RNA from Nilaparvata lugens (brown planthopper), 608 nucleotides. RefSeq lists its product as uncharacterized. The record is from RefSeq and is a predicted model, not a curated record. The transcript is spliced from 2 exons. NCBI's taxonomy places the organism in Eukaryota, Metazoa, Arthropoda, Insecta, Hemiptera, Delphacidae. Bases 21 to 608 code for a protein of 195 amino acids.